AAAAUGAGCUUUCUAUUUAGUGAUCUUUACCUAUAAUGGCUACAAAAUUAGUAUUGAUCUAUAUUAAUUAAAGUAGCUACGUAGUGCUGUGAUAUCGCCCAAUGGCGGCCUUAUCACUGAGGAGGCAGGUAAAACUGGCUGCCAUCUGUCUCUCCUUCCUCACCAUCACUGGACUCUACCUACUGUGGACCAGCCGAUAUCCCCCCACUAGAUCUACUACCACUACCACUCGUACUCGACCAAACAAACAUUCUGUUAAUGAUUUAUAUAUCGAAUCGAAUCUUGAGCGACGAUACGAGUUACCAUGGCACCCACUCACUAAUCGCCCGAAAGAUCAUUUUAAUAUUUUACUCUCUCGUACGCUAAAUACAAAAAAUCCAAAAAAACUGAUCACGAAAUAUAUGAAUGAUCGACGAAAUGAGAAAAUUGAGAUUCAGUAUUCAGUCGGUCUGUCCCCUCCGACUUCCUGGGAAAACGGCGGGAAAGCGUCCAAUCAGAACGAGGAGAGAUGCGACGACAUACUGUGCACCCAGUACUUGAGUGGGCGGGACAGGCGGUUGUUUAAUAUUUGCCGAGUGAGGACAAAACGGAAAAUUAGCGUCAUACGAGCAAAAGAGGAACUAGACAAACUAGGCAGUUCGUACAAGUUCAGUAUUGACAGUGACCCCCUCACCUCUGGGCGUUGCCGAUUCAUGAAUGGUUCCGGCAGAGGUGUAACUGGAUUGGUCAGUUUUCCCGGGUCUGGCAACACGUGGGUGAGAGAACUACUGCAGACUGCCACUGGAAUAUGUACAGGAUCUGUGUACUGUGACGGGGCCUUGCGGUCGAGUGGCUUCGACGGAGAGGGAAUUCAAAGUUCAUCUGUACUGGUGGUGAAAGAACACACUCCGGCUCCAAAGUGGACCACUGUCAAAAAUGUACCACAGUUUGGCUUCAAGGAUAGGCCUCACUAUGACAUGGUCAUCUUCAUAGUCCGAAACCCAUUCCAUGCACUGGUAUCGGAAUGGAACCGUGAACUGAGUUUGAAGCAUGGUCUCCAUGGCAAUACAAGCUCCUCCCACACAGACUCUUUCGGCCCUGAAUACUUCGGCUCAUACAAAGACUGGAACUUGUUUGUGAGUGACAAAAUACAGAAAUGGGUGAAAGAGUUUAAUUGGUUAAUCGAUUGUCCAGACGAUCGAGAUGUAAUACUGAUUCGAUAUGAAGAUUUGAAAGAGAAUGUUACAAGCGAAAUUGGAAGAAUUUUGGAUUUCUUAUCGUUCUAUCUAAACAGAGACCAAAUUGCCGAGAGACUUAACUCUGGGAAAUCCAGUUUUCAUCGCAAGUCAACCAGAGCUUUUAACCCAUUCACCACUAAGCAGGAGCAGCUCAUUUCCAGUGCUGUAAAAACAGUUACCAACAGGUUAAAGGCUACCUUCAAACACACAUACAAACUUGAAGAAUACACUAAUCAUUAG
Molecule: messenger RNA, 1457 nt
Organism: Halichondria panicea
Lineage: Eukaryota; Metazoa; Porifera; Demospongiae; Suberitida; Halichondriidae
Product: sialate:O-sulfotransferase 1-like
Exons: 6
Coding region: 102-1457 (451 amino acids)
Molecular function (GO): sulfotransferase activity
Source: RefSeq, a predicted model, not a curated record